Molecule: messenger RNA, 279 nt
Organism: Enterobius vermicularis (human pinworm)
Lineage: Eukaryota; Metazoa; Nematoda; Chromadorea; Rhabditida; Oxyuridae
Source: the annotation of a GenBank genome assembly
AUGUCUGUGGCAGAAAGUUGUGCAUCGUCGCCGUCGAUGUAUGCCAGCGAUUCACCAUCUCCGGCUCCAUCUGCAUCUCAGACUCCGCAUCAUUACAGCAAUGGACCUCGUGGAGACCUAGCCUUAAUUCUUGUUGUGGAAGUUAAGGAUGGGUUUGUAGCACAGAAGCAGCUUCAUAUUACUUUCCAAUAUAGAAAUUUCAGGUAUCACCACAAUGGAAGCAUUGAGUUUGCAAAUUUUGGAAAUCUAGGAUCGCAGCAAGGAGGUGAUCAGCCCUGA